Molecule: messenger RNA, 1215 nt
Organism: Triticum turgidum subsp. durum (durum wheat)
Lineage: Eukaryota; Viridiplantae; Streptophyta; Magnoliopsida; Poales; Poaceae
Source: the annotation of a GenBank genome assembly
AUGGAUCGGCGGCAGCGGCAUCCGCCUACCAGUACCAGCGAUGGUGCUCCUCUACACCCAAGCCUCCUCCUCAACCUCCAGGUCGACACGGCCUCGGACGGCGACGGCAACGACACCACCGCCUCCUGCAGGACCAGCGGCGGCGCGCACGACGUCCAGGUCACCCUGUUCGCCGCCAACCCGCCCGGGGUCUCUCGCCUCCAGGUCGUCCGCUCCGCCGGCGCCUCCGCUCCCUACAUCGUCACCACGGAGGCCGACCUCGUCCUCCUCGGCGUCCCUGCCAGCGCCGAUUCGGCGCGCACCAGGUCCGGGUAUGAUUAUUUCGUAUACAAAUUGGGGGCAGGUGAGAAGGGGGCGUCAUCGCUGGAGCUGCUGCCGGGCCCUGUCCCCUCCUCCCUCUCGCUCGACGACUCGCACGUCGGCAUCCUGCGCCGCCGCGACUCCUACUUGAUCGUGGCGCUCUGCUACACAUCCUCACCUGGCAAGUACGACCUGCAUCUCUACGACUCCAAGAGCGGAGGAUGGACCACAAAGCAGGCCUCGCUCGACCAGCAACAGCAUAUGGAUCACUGCCAUGUCAACCGCAAGGUCAUCACCGUCGGGGGCGACGCUGGCACCAUGGCCUGGGUUGACCUCUGGCACGGUAUCCUCUUCUGCGACGUCCUCCAUGAGGAACCACGGCUUCAACACAUCCCGUUGCCACCGCCACUACUGCCAACAAGGGAGCUGGGAGGCUGCCCCAGGAACGCUCGCGACAUCGCGGUCAUUAAUGGUCGCAUCUACUACGUCGAGCUGCAGAUCAGAACCAUGCCAGGUUCGUCCAGCAGGGGCAGCUACAUCUCUGAUGGCUGGACCGUUGCCAUAUGGAGCACCAGUGCUACUGGUCCUUGGCAUGGGGACUGUUGGCACCAGGACUACAAACUCGACGCCUCUGAGAUCACUGUCGGAGAAAAACUGGUGCACUUUGAAGGCGUAGCCGAGCCAACCUUGGUGAGGCUCCAAACAGGCCAUCCCACACUCUGCCUGCACGACAGUCGAGUUGUUUACCUCAUGGCAAAAGUUGACUACCAGGACGAAAAGGCAUGGGUGCUUGCAGUUGACAUGAGGAACAAGACGCUGCAAGCAGUUGCCAAGUUCACCGCCGAUAGAGUCCCAGGCUUCUGCUUUACAUAUACACACACCAGGGUCUCUGAAUAUCUGAAGAUGCAGAUAUAA